Molecule: messenger RNA, 1611 nt
Organism: Vicia faba (fava bean)
Lineage: Eukaryota; Viridiplantae; Streptophyta; Magnoliopsida; Fabales; Fabaceae
Source: the annotation of a GenBank genome assembly
AUGAAACAAAAUCUUGAUGAAGGUGCAAAUAAGAGAAGAAAGACUCAAGCACAAAAUUUUGAUGUUGAUCUUACUACUCAAGAGGGUGGUGUAGUAGAAAUGGAUGUAGAACAAUCAAGAUCAAAUUCGGUGAUUGUGUCUCAAAAGAGAAAGAAUACUAGUCGUAUUGGUAAUUAUUUUAUGCCUAGAACAACUCCUGGAGCUCAACCUUCUUUAAAAAGUGUGUUACAAAGUAAGGAAUUGGUGGAGAAGUGUGAUCUAGCUAUUACAAGAUGGUUCAUUGAUUCUUCUGUGCCAUUCAAUGCAGCUAAUUCUGCGUAUUUUCAAUCUAUGGCUGAUGCACUUUGCAGCAUGAGUCUGGGGUAUAAAGUUCCAACUAUGCAUAGUCUUCGUGGCUAUUUGUUAAAUAAAUGGGUUGAAGAUGUGAACAAAUUGAUAGAGGAGUAUCGUGAGAUUUGGAAGAAAACUGGUUGUACUCUAAUGGCCGAUGGAUGGACUGAUCGAAAAAGAAGAACUCUUAUAAACUUUCUAGUUUAUUGUUCCAAAGGUACUAUUUUUCUAAAAUCCGUUGAUGCUUCUCAUGCUUCAAAAACUGCAGAUAUGUUGUAUAAGCUUUUUAGAGAGGUGGUUUUAUUUGUUGGGCCUGAAAAUGUAGUUCACAUAGUGACAGAUAAUGCUGCAAAUUAUGUUGCUGCUGGAAGGUUAUUAGAAAAUGAGUUUCCUACUUUAUUUUGGUCUCCUUGUGCGACACAUUGUAUUAACUUGAUGUUGCAAGACAUGGGAAAAUUAGAGGAACAAACAGGUGGAAGAGAAAUCCUUCGUCCUGCUCCAACUCGCUCAGCAUAUGCCAAAGAAGCAAAGGCAAAACAGUUUGUGGAUCAAGUUUUAGAUUCUGGAUUUUGGAGUAAAUGUGCUGAUGUAGUUAAACUCACUGAACCACUUGUGCGUGUGUUGCGUAUUGUUGAUAGUGAAGAUAAACUUGCUAUGGGCAUUCUAUACAAAUCUAUAAUCAAAUCUAGAGAGGAGAUGGUGAGGAGGUUUCAAAGAAAUAAGAAGAAAGUGGAUCUUUACUUGAAAAUCUUAGAUAAACGUUGGGAUUCACAGGUCCGCAAAAAUCUUGAUGCUGCCGAUGAGAUGAGAAUAUUCAAAGACGGUGAAUUAGAUUUUGGAAGGAAAUCAGCUGUGGAUGAACGAUGUAUUGUGAGGACAGAUCAAUGGUGGGAAACUUAUGGCACUUGUACACCAACUUUGCAAAGGUUAGCUAUUCGUAUUUUAAGCCAAACUUGUAGUGCUUCAGGUUGUGAAUGCAAUUGGAGUAUAUUUGAGCAUAUUCAUUCCAAAAAAAGAAAUAGAUUGGAGCACAAAAAACUUAAUGAUUUAGUGUUUGUUCGUUACAACUUGAGACUUCAAAAUAGGAAAAUAAGAAAUGAGAGUUAUGAUCCUAUCAAUAUUGAAACAAUUGCCGACCAUUCUAGUUGGGUAUUAGAGGAUUCACCACCUCUCUUAACCAAUGAAGAGUUGGAAGCAUUGUGGAAUGACCUUGCAAAUAUGACCAUCCAACCAAUUUCAAGUGAUAUUGAUCAAAUAGAUUUAGAUGAGGAUGAAGAUUGA